Cicer arietinum (chickpea) is the source of this 2246-nucleotide messenger RNA. RefSeq lists its product as uncharacterized. Gene Ontology annotation, molecular function: RNA binding. Gene Ontology annotation, biological process: box H/ACA snoRNP assembly; pseudouridine synthesis; ribosome biogenesis. The record is from RefSeq and is a predicted model, not a curated record. Gene Ontology annotation, cellular component: sno(s)RNA-containing ribonucleoprotein complex. Lineage: Eukaryota; Viridiplantae; Streptophyta; Magnoliopsida; Fabales; Fabaceae.
UGUUUGUAUUCUUAGACCUAACUCUGUUUCGCCUGUAACAUGGACGAAGACAUUGCUCUCGCCGAUUCAUUCAUCAAUUUUGAUUAUGCUCUCCAGAUUUCCCCUUCUCACAACGCUCCCGAUCCACCUAUCGGAUCCGGGUCUUCCAUGUCGGAUCCUCCCGCCAUCGAUUCAACUAUUCAAGAAAGGAUUGACGAUAUCACUUCUGUUGAAAAUGAAGGAAGUGUAAAUGAAGGAAUUGGAAACGACGAAAUUAGUGCCGAGGUUGUCGCAAACGAUGAUGCUAAUGAAAUCCAAAUCGAAGUUGAGAGUGAAAGUUCCGAGAGUGAAAGUGAAAGUUCUGAGAGUGAAAGUGAAAGUUCUGAGAGUGAAAGCAGUAGCAGUAGUAGUAGUGAAAAUAUUGAGGAGUAUGAAUUGGAGGAAGGUGAGAUAGUAGAUUCUGAUGCUGCUGUUGAUGAUGAAAGCGAAGAUGAUAUUGCUAGCUGGAGCGUUGGUGUUCAUGAUGAAGAUCGGUCUCGUGGAAAACCUGUUAGGUCAAAAAACGAGCUUGAGAAUCUUCCUAUGGUUCCUCCUGUGAAUGUGAACUUGGGACCACAUCAUCAAAUGCUGCCUGUGGGAGUUGUCACAUCAAUUGUUGCUGCUCAAGUCAUUGUGGAAGGGAUGGAGAAGCAUGAGCCUCUUAAUGAGGGUUCCAUUCUCUGGAUUACUGAAAAGCUAACACCACUAGGUUUAAUUGAUGAGAUCUUUGGACCAGUUGUGAGUCCCUACUAUGUUGUGAGAUACAAUUCUGCAAAUGAAGUCCCAGAAGGGAUCCGCGAGGGAACUUUGAUUUCUUUUGUUGCAGAAUUUGCGAAUCAUGUGCUUAAUAUCGAGGAUCUUUACAAGAAAGGAUAUGAUGCAUCUGGUUUGUACGAUGAAGAGGUGUCCGAUGAAGCAGAAUUUUCAGAUGACGAGAAAGAGGCUGAAUACAGGAGAACACACAAACUGAAUAAAAGAGGCCAAAACAAUCAAAAUCCUCAGACGAUGGAAAAUGACCGGAUGAACGUUACACCGCAAGAUGGUUCCAUCCCUACAAUGUUUGUUGCACCUACUGCGCCGUUGGUUGCACCUACUGCACCAUUGGUUGCCCAUGGUCAUUUUUCACCUAUUCCAGGCACUGGACAAGGCUUUUUUGCAGCAAGUAAUGCAAAUCCACAAUUUUAUCCGGCCAACGCAGGUCCUAGCUCAUCUACAACUGGAGUUUGGACAAAUGGGCCAACACUUCCACCACAUCAGUUUGCAAUGCCUCCUAAUUGGGUUCCUACAAAUGGUGUUUCAUGGUACCCAGAAAAUACUCAAAUUUCCCAUCAGAUGCCGCCGGUACCAGGAAUUCCAUUUCAACAGCAGUUAAAUCCCAUCCAAAUGUUUCCUACACCAACUAAUCCCAUCCAAAUGUUUCCUACACCAACUAUGUAUCCUCCUGGAGUACAGGCAGAUACGUAUGCACAUGGGCCCAUGAAUCAAAACCAAUUUACAUUUGGAUUGAGGCCAGCCUACCCUCAGUUUCCGCCCCCUACAAAUUUUCAUUCAAGCUAUGUUUCAGGCAAUCAACAUGGUCCUCCGCAUCAAUUCGAUCCACCUAUAAAUUUUCAUUCUAGUUCUAUUUCAGGCUAUCAGAAUCCUCCACAAUUUCAGCCAUCAUUUAAUCUCGGUGCUUAUGAUGGUGGUGGGAGAAUGUUUUCUGGUGGCCGUGGGAGAAGACCAUUCCAUCGGGGUGGCAGAGGCUGGCGCCCUGUCAGGUGAAUGUUACUGUGUACUACAAUACAAUGCACAUGCACAUUGAAACAACUUCUCCGGUAGGAACAUUGUGGAAGGAAGCAGAGUAUGCUUCAUUUUCUUUUGUUCAUGGAAUCAAGAUGAAAUCACAACUUUGACAGGGUCGGUCCAACACGUUAUGAGGCCUAAAGCGAAAUUAUUAGAUAAGGCUUAAAGCGAAAUUAUUAAAUAAGACCUUUUCAAAAUUUAAUAAAUAAAUUAUUAAUAUUUUAUUUAAUAAUUAUAUAAAUUUUGUUUAACAAAAUUAAUGACAUUUUCAAAUCUAUUUUCUCUAUAUUUUUCAAAUAAUGAAAUAAGACAUUUCAACGGUUAUACGGCAACAUCAGACACUCAUGUAAAAUUUUCCAUAUUUUAGUUGAAUAAGAAAAGAAUGUGUAUAUAUUGUAGCACUCAAGUAACUCAUGUUAACUAUAUGUUCACUAUUUAUCUCA